AUGCUUGUCGCUAACAAGCAAUUGCCUCUUGGUCGCUCCCACAGUUGGGAUACUUUAGGGGGGAAUGAGGGUCAGUGGGAGAGGACUGAGAGUGCAUAUGAGCAGCAGGCGAGAAUAGCUGGCCGGCGGAGUUCUCUUUCUUACGGAGAGGGAGGUGGGUGGUACGAGCCUGCUCCAGGGGUGCGUCCUCCUGACCUGGAUUCAAAACGUGAACUAUAUUCUUACCAAGACUCAUCGUACGGACAGAUGUACACGGACCCACGAGGAGUGAGGAAGAGUUCUGUACCUGAUCUCAACCACUACGAAAGGGGGCCCAUGACCCAUAGAGGAUCUAUUUCACAUCAGGAUUACUAUUCCCAUGACCCGGCCAUUACACCUCGCCCCCCUGAAGCUUUCUACAGAGCGGAUCACCACCCACCACCUCCUCAUCCUCUCAGUAGGUCUGGCUCACAUUAUGGCAUGACACCAGCUGCUCGGGCUGCCUGGGACCAUGGGCCGAGUAGCAGAGCCGCACCCCAGGGCCCUUCAUCACCUCUUCCUCCUCCACCCCCUCCACCAACCUCCCAUGAGGUGAACAGAGCUUAUAGGGAGCCUAGUACUCCCAAAAUGAUGGCUGAUGGACAACAACGGAUACCGUCUCGAGCUCCAUCACCUGCCCAUUAUCCUUUGGAUCAUGCCUCUCCGCGCUAUGCAGGUGAGCCUCCCCCUGUGACUGGACAGGUUUAUACUGAUGUGAAUGGGCGGCCGUUGGAUCCACAACAGCAGUCAGCCACCUGUCUGGUGAUUGACCCCGCCAGUCAGGGCAUGGCUAUGAGGCAAGAUACGGCUACAGUGUACAAUGUUCAACAACAGCAAUUACAUCAACAGCAAAUUCAGCAACAGCAAAUUCAGCAACAGCAAAUUCAGCAACAGCAAAUUCAGCAACAGCAAAUUCAGCAACAGCAAAUUCAACAACAGCAGUUACAGCAGCAACAGUUACAGCAACAACAGCUUCAGCAACAGCAACAAAUACAACAACAACAGAUACAACAGCAGCAACAGUUACAGCAACAACAACUUCAACAGCAAGAACAAAUGCAGCAACAUCUGCAGCAGCAGCCCCUCCCCACUGCAGUCACAGUGCCCAUGCCUGACCCUAAUCUUCCUCUGGCAGCUCCUCAUCCUGUUGCACCUGUCCCAGUACAGACUACAGCAGUUGCAGUCCUCCCUGCUCCUGCCUUGGUCCAGGCUGUAGCAGCUCCUCCUCCACCUGUCACACCAUUGCCUGCUCCUGUCCCUGCUACACUUCCUCCUGUUCCACAGACUCCCCUGCCAGUUGACUCAAAGAAGCCUGCUGAUCCUGAGUUUUUGGCUUUGUUGCGUAAUGAGGGCCUGUCAGAAAGCACAAUUUCUUCUCUUAUACAGCAAGGUUUUGAUUCUACAAGCAUGCUUGCAGUUAUGGAAGAGAAUGAUGUCCGCACAGUGGCACCUAACCUUGGUCAGGCGCGUGUAUUGUCUCGGGUUGUUCAAAAUUGCAAGCGCCCUGUAGAAGUCCCACCGGUGUUAACACAGUCACAGACGACAAUGCGAGGGCGUUCAAAUAGUUUUAGUCAUCGCUCAGACAUCUAUAGCCAGCAACAGCAUCCUCCACAAACAUUGACUGUAGAUCCGCAGCUUUUGCCCCCACAAACACCUGGUCCCAUGCAAACCAUCAACCCAAGAAUGGGAGACACAGUGGGUCGGAGGCCCAGCAGUGCCCCCUCUCAGCAUCUAUUAGAGGCAUCAGCUUUUCCUGGACAGGCCCCUCGCUCUCCAGUGCCAUAUGCAGGAGCCAUGAUGCCUGUUCAGUCAAGACCAAUGUCCGCUUACUCUUCAGGGGUGACAGGAAUGCCCAUGCAAGGUAUGCAAAUUUUGCCCCAGCACAUGUCCGGGUCAAUGCCUGCCAUUGCAGGAUCUAUGCAUCAACUUCCAGCCAUGCCCCAACAAAUGCCCAUUUCAAUGCCAGCUUUACAACAGCCACCCCAACAAGUACCUAAAGCUUACUCUACCAAUUACACUGUGCCCAUGGAGCUGAUGAAGAGAGACAGGAGUUUACUGCCCAUGUCGCCCAUGCAAAGCCCUCACCCAAGUCCUCAGAUGAUGCGUAAAGGUGGAGGCCCUAUUCCAGACAAUGCUCUUAUCCCUGUUGGAGUCCCUGGUCAAAGCCAAAGUACUGUGGUUGCUAACCAGAAGCUCAGUAGGCGAACUGGUCCGCCAGUGAUUGUUUCCACAAUGGCAUCUCCAGAUACAAGUAUUCGGCCCCAGAUAAUGAAUGGGCCCAUGCACCCACGCCCCCUAGUGGCACUGCUAGAUGGGCGCGACUGCACCGUGGAGAUGCCCAUCCUCAAGGACCUAGCCACAGUGGCUUUCUGCGACGCCCAGUCCACACAGGAGAUUCAUGAAAAGGUGCUGAAUGAAGCUGUGGGAGCCAUGAUGUACCACACCAUCACGCUGACCAGAGAGGACCUGGAGAAGUUCAAGGCCCUGCGCAUCAUCAUCCGCAUUGGCAGUGGCUACGACAACAUCGAUAUCAAAGCCGCCGGGGAGCUUGGUAUUGCUGUGUGUAACAUCCCCUCCGCUGCUGUAGAAGAAACUGCAGACUCCACACUAUGUCACAUCCUCAACCUGUACCGACGAAAUACAUGGCUGUACCAGGCUCUACGGGAGGGCACGCGGGUCCAGAGCGUGGAGCAGAUCCGAGAGGUGGCGUCGGGUGCUGCCAGGAUCAGAGGAGAAACGCUCGGCCUCAUCGGAUUUGGCCGCACGGGGCAGGCGGUGGCGAUCCGGGCCAAGGCGUUUGGCUUCAGUGUGAUCUUCUAUGACCCGUACCUGCAGGACGGGCUGGAGCGUUCUCUGGGCGUACAGAGGGUCUACACUCUCCAGGACCUGCUGUACCAGAGCGACUGUGUGUCUCUGCACUGCAACCUGAACGAGCACAACCACCACCUCAUCAACGACUUCACCAUCAAACAGAUGCGUCAGGGGGCUUUCCUCGUCAAUUCAGCCCGAGGGGGUCUGGUGGAUGAGAAGGCUCUGGCUCAGGCCCUGAAAGAAGGACGGAUACGCGGAGCUGCUUUGGACGUGCACGAGUCAGAGCCCUUCAGUUUUUCCCAAGGCGCUCUUAAAGACGCCCCUAACCUGAUCUGCACUCCGCACACAGCCUGGUACAGUGAACAGGCCUCACUGGAGAUGAGAGAGGCCGCAGCUACAGAGAUCCGCCGGGCCAUCACAGGCCGCAUUCCUGACAGUCUGCGAAACUGCGUCAACAAGGAGUUCUUUGUGACCACGGCCCCCUGGGGAAUGAUGGAGCAGCCGCCACCUCAGGUCCACCCAGAGAUCAACGGCGCCGCCUACAGGUUCCCCCCUGGCGUGAUGGGCGUGGCCCCUGGUGGUAUCCCCGGUCCUAUGGAGGGCCUGGUGCCGGGGGGAGUGCCCAUCAGUGCUCACCCUUUACCCCCCGGCCCUCACCCGUCCCAGGCCCCCUCCCCCCACCAGCCCUCCAAACACGGAGACCCCAUGAGAGAGCACAUGACUGAGCCGUGAGCCGGGGGCAGUGAUUAGGGCCUGGAAGCUUUCAACAGUAACAUUUCCAAAAAGAACAUCGCCACCAUCUUGAAGUGACCAGCAGACGCCAGAGAGUGAGGACAGUGGUGCUGGACUGCCGCACUUAGACAAGGACUGGCCAACAACUCUCUGUUUUUCCAUUUAUUUAGCUUUCCUUUCCGUGGAUGUUUUGAUGGAGGUUCUUGGGACAUACAUGCAAGACCAAACUCCAGUUUCAAAGACAAUUCCUCUUCCACCCUUCUCUUCCAUGUCUCGUUUUUUUACAUUCUAUUGUUUAUGUUAAGUGAAUUAUAUCUGUCUUUGUUUUUCAGUGUAUGAAAAUUAAUGAAAUCUUAAGUUUUGCGUACAAGAACAGUCAGAAAAUUUCAGAAAACACUUAGUAGCUGGAGUCCCCUGAAUGUAGAGACGCUUAAAGGGGAAAUCAAAACCGCUUGCCCCCCCAAUACAAAAUCCAAGUUAAAAUUUUUGCUAUUUAAAUUUUCUCCCAAAAUGGUCUUACCGACUUUCCAACCACAAAAAAAUUCUCAGGAAAAAAAUAAGAUGUGGCUCCCGUUUCUUGCAAAAAUUCUUAAUGUCAUCUCCUUUCCUCAUUGUGGUAUUUUUUUAUAUAUCAACUGUGCGUUUUUUGAUGUUUGAGGUUUUCGCUCCUUAGAUUUGUAUUGCCUUGUUAAAUGUUCUUAUAAUCAUAGUCUUACGUGAGGCGCCCUUCUCCUUCUUAGGUUCCUUCUUUGUUUUCUGCUCUAAUUGAAUCCAGCCACGGCUCCAGCCCCAAAAUGGCCGCCGUGGCAGUACACAGUAACAUCCCUUUAGCUCCGAGAUGUUAGCGAGAGAAGGCUGCUAGCAGAUUGUUUGGUUUUUAGUGUGAGUGUUCGUAUUUGUUUCUUGUACAAGGUGAACAUAUAGCAUACAGUGCAGCUGGAAACAAUGAAUAAAACAUACUGUUCUGAUGAUCA
Boleophthalmus pectinirostris (great blue-spotted mudskipper) is the source of this 4535-nucleotide messenger RNA. RefSeq names its product C-terminal binding protein 2a (gene ctbp2a). Bases 1 to 3561 code for a protein of 1186 amino acids. Gene Ontology annotation, molecular function: NAD binding; oxidoreductase activity, acting on the CH-OH group of donors, NAD or NADP as acceptor; transcription corepressor activity. NCBI's taxonomy places the organism in Eukaryota, Metazoa, Chordata, Actinopteri, Gobiiformes, Gobiidae. The transcript is spliced from 9 exons. The record is from RefSeq and is a predicted model, not a curated record.